UAGUUUCAAUAAGGGUUUCAACAUUGCUCUCAUCUGCAUUCCGAAUUUGUGCAUCAUACGGUUCAUAAGUCUACCAAAAUCAGAAUGGCUGGAGCUGAAAACGAUGUUGUGGUCAUAUCGGAUUCUGAAGACUCUUCGGCUGAAUCAGAGGAGUUUGAUGAUGAUGAAACUGGUCCGCUGAUAUUCAUUGUGCCAUACACCAAACGCUUUCGCAUACCAGUUGCCGUAGCACGGAUGACAGAAAUUGACGAAACCUUGAAAGUUAAGAUCACCAACAAGCAGAAUGUGGAGACAAAACAUGAUGUUAGGGCGGAGCCAAAUAAAAACAGUAUCAAGUACGUUGUCAAAGGAUGGGCGAAAUGGCUUAAAGAUAACAACAUAAAAGAAGGUGAUUAUUGCAAGUUUCAGUACUAACAUCACAAUAAUCCAAUAAGUAUUACCUGUGGAGUUGUUUAUAUGAACUUCAUUAUUGGACGUACAUGAAGAUCUACGCUUGCAUUUUCUUGAAGUGGCUAUCAUUGUAAUAAAGAAAAAUGAAUUACAUUCUAAUUAAAAUUAUUAUUAUAUAUAAACAAAUAAACAAUGUGAAAGAUAAAUAAAAAAUCACAA
Messenger RNA from Helianthus annuus (common sunflower), 609 nucleotides. RefSeq lists its product as uncharacterized. NCBI's taxonomy places the organism in Eukaryota, Viridiplantae, Streptophyta, Magnoliopsida, Asterales, Asteraceae. The coding region runs from base 85 to 414 and encodes 109 amino acids. The record is from RefSeq and is a predicted model, not a curated record. Gene Ontology annotation, molecular function: DNA binding. The transcript has 3 exons.